Molecule: messenger RNA, 2023 nt
Organism: Chara braunii
Lineage: Eukaryota; Viridiplantae; Streptophyta; Charophyceae; Charales; Characeae
Source: the annotation of a GenBank genome assembly
GAUCUAUUUCGGAGAUGAUCAAACACGAGGGUAUUUCAAUGUCUCCUGCUUCGACAACACACGAGAAAAUCGCUCCAUGAUGUUGUCAUUCGAGGACGCUGUCCGUGACAUCAGGCAAUGGUGGAUAGACAACAAUAGAAUCGAGGCCCCGAAAGCCAAGGUCAGCGAGAAGGAUGCGGUGGCCGUUGCACAUCAGAAGACGUGGCAGAACUUCUUGAGGGCCUGCAUGGGGAAGGCAUGCAACAAGUCGUUUGUAAAGCAAGCUCUCGAGAAUGAGUACAGUAAGGAUUGGAGUAAUAAACUCCACAGCUACAUGAAGCUCGCCACAUCCAGUGACGCAGUGUGGCCGCUGGUCAAGAGCUUCUUCGAGAUAUUCAACGAAGGAAAGCUGCCAGUUGGCGAUGGCAAAAUCCCGCUUGACAUGCCCGGGAGGAUGGGAGGCCGCCUGCCAGGCCCGUACACCGACGAGACCAAGGGACAAAGAACAUUGUACCAUUGCAUAUAUGCAACAGAUGGUUCCAAAGGCUCCACCAUGUCGUGGAAGGAUCUCUGUCCUUCCUACUUCAAACAUUUUGGGGAUUUGACAUGUCGUGAGAGGGAGGUUGCGUUGCUCCUGCUCAUGAAGGGGAAGGUGGUCGCAACGAACGUCAAGGUCUUGCCUCCAAGAGUGAACCCAGAGUGCCUCCUCGACAUCAUGCGAAAGGAGCGGUACAUGGACCUUGAAGACAGGUAUGGGCCAAACGGUCUGUGCGCUGCUGAAUGGGAGAAGGAACGGGACAAGUUACAUGUCAAUAAGGUGAAGAUGGUCCCUCGACGACUUGGAGGAGUGGAGGAGGCAAGGCAAGGUGCGGGCUUGGGGCCUACGACGGCAAUGUAUAAGGAGGCUCCGUUUCACCUUAAGGUCUUCAUAUACAUUGCAAUCGAUAAGCUUGAUUUGCUUCGUGCCGAGGUGAAACGGAGCGCGCGUCAUAUUGUGUGGGACAAGCUUGGCAAACAAACGACGUUGCUACCUGUGUGCAUGCCAUCGAAGGAAGUGUUGGCAGCGCCAGAUGACAUCGUCGCUGCAGCGCAAAAAAUGACAUGCAGGGCCGCUAUCGUGGACAUCCCAUCCUCGAACUUCAGCACGACGUGGACCUCUCACGAAUUUGAUGCCUUGCACAUAUUGAUGACCAAGUGUUGUGGCCGGAAUUGGGUGCUUUUCUUCUUUGCGCCGCAGAAGGUGCAAAGCGAUGUUCUGCAUCACUUGUUCCGCUGGGAGGACGUCGAAGUCAUCCUCGGGACCUGGAAACGGGUGGACAGGCCACCGAACGACAUCACACGAUAUGGCAAUAUGGCUACAACGAGUCGAGAUAUGAUGGCCAUUGCCCUGCACGCCGAGGGAGGGGAUCUGAAAAAAGUAACUGUCAAACCCCGACUCGACAACGACCUCACAACCGUGCACGUUGUGGAGGAGAAGUUCAGGAAGUGUCAAGGAAAACAAGGUGGGAUGGAGGGCGAUGAUAGUGCGGUGUAUUCCAUCUGGGAGCGAGAACCUGGAAAGUUACGUUCGUUGUGCGGGUCAUUUGUCGGAGACGCGGAAGGUGUGUUUUUGUUGGGUAGAGCGCACGCAGGUCUUGUGUGGGAGUUAUUACUGGCAGGUAAUAAUGUCAUUGCCUGCGACGAGUUGGCCAAAGACAUUGCAUACCUGACAAAGUUCGUCGAUAUACUUGUGAAAGAUGAGAGAUUCGACUGUCAUGUCGAGAAGCCACGUUGCAAACAUCGUAGCAACAGGGACAUGUUCCACAAGUUGGGACGCAAGAGACCGAAGGUGUGGGAAUACCUGUUCCGCGAUGCGUCGCAAGGACGACUUGACGGGAAUUACAUCUACAGGAGAGCAAAGGAUACAAAGACCCCGAAACAUUAUUACGGUGCUCUUACUGGCGCCUUUUAGACUUUGGUUGUUCGAUGCGAGAUCCUGAAGUUUGAUCUUCAUAAAGACCAGCUGACGUCCAAGGACUACGCUGACCUCGCGAAAUCGGGUGAC